AGUUGUGCUUGUACUAUCAGAGAGAUCGCGAUCAGCACCGUUAUAGUGAAGUCUGGCAGCCAUCUGAUCGACCCACAUACACAAACUUUAUCGACUUCUUGAAAUACAUUUAAAAGGGCAUUGAUUUGAAAGGAGCCAAGAAGACGGAGAGCUUCCUGUAGCUGAGCAGUUGUGUGAUUCAUACUCCGUGGCCCGGAGGCUGCAAACAAUCAGCGCUCCAGUACCCGAGCUCGGACAACUUUCCGUGCCUCAGCUGAUCUCAUCACAUUUGAAGCGUUUGACCCUCGAUAAAGAGACAAGCAGCUGCAAACGGCGCUGGAAACGUGAAAAAACAAGCCACUUUAUGCUUUAACAGAAGUUUUUGAAUUCUCCCGGAACUUCGAGAUUCAGGACUUACCUGCAAUGGUAACACACAGUAAAUUUGACGGGAUGAGCCGUCCUGUCGACAUGCCAGCUCAGAGACUAUCGUAUCGAUUGAAGACCUUCUCAUCCAAAAGCGAAUAUAACCUUAUCAUGAACACUGUGCGGAAACUCAAGGAGAGCGGCUUCUACUGGAGUACAAUGAAUGGGGGAGAGGCAAACAUCCUCCUCAGCUCGGAACCGGUCGGGACAUUUCUAAUCAGGGACAGCUCGGACAAUAGGCAUUUCUUUACCCUCAGCGUUAAGACAGAAUCGGGCACCAAAAACCUGAGGAUACAGUGUGAAAACUGCUCUUUUUUCCUACAAACGGACCCCAAAAGCACUCAAACAGUUCCUAAGUUUGACUGUGUGUUAAAGCUCAUUCACCAUUACAUGCCUUCAAAGUCUACAGACUCAGGGAAUGUGAAAAGGGUCUACUUCAUUUAUUCGGGAGGCGACAAGAUCCCACUGGUUCUCUCCAGGCCACUUUCAUCCACUGUUUCAACUCUACAGCACCUCUGUAGGAAAACUGUAAAUGGACAUGUAGAGGUGUCUGGCAAAGUACAAGAACUGCCAAUGCCUGUCAGACAAUUUCUACAGGAUUAUGAUGCCCCUGUAUAAUCCUUCAAUUGCCAUAUAAACUCUCACAAAACCGUCUGGCUUUUUUGGCUGGAUAUCUAAGCUUGAAGAAACAGAAAUAUUUGCACUCUUUUUUAUUUAUAAUAGAUUUCAAUAAUUUAUAAUAAAAUGCACUAUUUUCAAUGACAACAAA
Hypanus sabinus (Atlantic stingray) is the source of this 1171-nucleotide messenger RNA. It is a transcript of the gene socs3b, whose product is annotated as suppressor of cytokine signaling 3b. Gene Ontology annotation, cellular component: phosphatidylinositol 3-kinase complex. Lineage: Eukaryota; Metazoa; Chordata; Chondrichthyes; Myliobatiformes; Dasyatidae. The coding region runs from base 403 to 1020 and encodes 205 amino acids. The transcript has 2 exons. Gene Ontology annotation, biological process: phosphatidylinositol phosphate biosynthetic process; intracellular signal transduction. The record is from RefSeq and is a predicted model, not a curated record. Gene Ontology annotation, molecular function: 1-phosphatidylinositol-3-kinase regulator activity.